AUGAUCGAUGUCGAACUGCUGCUGUGCAAUCAUCCUCUGAUCCACUGUGAUAAGAGAGCGCUGAUUGUGGAGGAUGAGUAUCACAGGAAGUCUGAAGAUGUUGGAGUGAAGACAGACGUGUGGAGCGUAUCUGUGGCCACGUGGGAGCAACUCACACUCCUCAGAGGGAGUCGGUCAGGAGAGACCUCACCUUGCACAGUCCGGAUCUCUUUGUUGUGGUUGCAGCUGCUGCUCUCUUUACGCACCGCGCCAAAGCUCCGCCGGACCCUCGAACCGCUUCGUUACCGCGCGGACAGCAGCACAGCCGGAGCGCCGCGGCCGUCGGCGGGAGCGGCAGUCGGGACGUGGAGGGUCGCUACAUCCGCCACAUAUCCGCUGUAUCACAGAAAUCUGCCUGAACAGACGCGGGGGCUUCGGUGCGGAGGGAGGACGGAUGGCGAGAAUGCUGCUUCCUCUCUGGAGCAACCGGACCGCCUCCGAGGCUUCCUGAACGUGAGGAGCUCCAUUCCUCCAUCUUCAGCCUGCGCUCCUCCUCUCCAGCCGCCGGAGCUCUGCUGUCAGCGGGGCGCAGCGCUUUCGCUUCACCGGGGAUACACUGUUCGUUUCCACCUGAACCGAGUGCUUUCUCUGCCGGUGUCUGGAGGUUGGAUCAUCCCCAUCAUCAGCAUCAUGGUGGUGUCAGGCCCCGGGAGCUGUCCCGGCGGGGUCGUCCGGUACCUGCUGUCCGCCUGCCUGCUGUCCCUGCUGCUCUACCUGCCCGAGGCUCGGGCGUCUUACUACCCACAGAGCGGAGAGUGCAAAGGCAAAGGGAAGGACUGCACAGUUCCAGUGCCACAAACAGUACGUCCCUGUGUGCGGCUCAAACGGAGACACCUACCAGAACGAGUGCUACAGGCGACAGGCGUCCUGCAAACAGCAGAGACUCAUCUCCCGGGUGUCCGACGGGCCCUGCUCCGCCGAUCCUGGAUCCGGCUCGGGAGACGGAGACGACGAUGAAGGUUCAGGUUCUGACGUUGGGAAGAAGUUCACCAAAUGCAGCACGUGUAAAUAUGGAGCCGAGUGUGAUGAAGACUCAGAGGACGUCUGGUGCAUCUGUAACAUCGACUGCAGCGGUCACAAUGAAAACCCGGUGUGUGCCACCGACGGGAACUCCUACAACAACCCCUGUCUGGUCCGAGAGGCGUCAUGUAUGAAGCAGGAGCAGAUCGACGUUAAACAUCUGGGCAGGUGCACCGCUGAUAAAGAGAAACUGGGGAAGAAAGACGACAGCAGUCCUUUCAAAGUAAACGUCUUGGAAACCAAAGGUCUCGACCACGGUGACGGUUUCUAUGCUGGGAUGCCGAUCCCUUGCGCCGACAGCUACGCCGGCUUCUGUGUUCAUGGGAAAUGUGAGAUCAAAUACAACAUGGCCACCUGCAGGUGUGAUGCAGGAUAUAAAGGUCCUCAGUGUGAUGAGCCUCAGGACUUCAAUAUCCUCUAUGUGGUUCCCAGUGGACAGAAGCUCCACUACGUCCUCAUCGCCGCCAUCAUCGGCGCCGUGCAGAUUGCCAUCAUCGUCGCUGUGGUGAUGUGCAUCACAAGGAAAUGUCCGAAAAACAACAGAGGUCGCCGGCAAAAACAAAACCUGGGGCACUUUUCCUCGGACACUAACUCCCGGAUGGUAUAGCUGUGUUUCUCGGGGUUCUUUUUGAUAAGUUUUUUCUAUACCAUAAUACCAUUUUUUAACGGUAGAUGUGUGGUAUUAAUUUUUUUUCUCCUGGGAAAUCAUAAAAAAGAAGAACAACAAUAUUUAUUUAAGGGGCCUUAUUUUCCCUCCUUUUUUGCUUUUGGAUGGAAUUGUUGCGCAUAAAUUUGCGCAAUCGUGAUUUUUCUUUUUUUGCCGCAAAACCAAGUACAAGGAGCCGAAUCGUGAAAACCCACUGUCACUUUACAUCGUCACUAUGUCUGAUGUCUUAAUUACUUUACACUGCUUCAUUAGAGGUUUUGUUGAAUGCUUUAUAAAUACGGUACCUUUGGUAAACUGGCUAACAGAGUAAUGUCUGCCCCUCUGGAAUGUGCUAUUUAUUGAAAAUUAUUAUUUCUACGGCCCUCUCCAUUUUACUUUUUAUUAAUAAUGUGCAGCUGAUCACCAAAUGCAGUUUGUUUUUAAUUUUAAUGUAAUGUUUUGUAGGAGGUGAGUGGGGGCCAGCCAGUGUUUACACUUAUUCUUUGGUAUGAAAGUCCAUGUAAAGACUUCACUGUGUUCAAACAAGCUAAUAAUUUAUUAUUAUUGUAAUAAUAAUUUUAGUAGUUUUUACUUAAAAGUUUUUAUGUUAACUUUUGUUUUUAAAAAUUCUAGCUCCUGUAUAUUCGCAUGACUUGUGCAAACUGUGUACUGUGGUGUAGUUUAAACUUUUUAAAAGAAAUGCCGACGGCCUCGUCGCCGCCUCCAUGUCAGAGCCGCAGAGAUCAGAUGUAAGAUGGAAAUCCCAAAAGCCGGACUGAUGAACGGAGGAAAGGUUUUAGUCGGUGUUAAAGAAAGGAAUGUGUAAUGUUUGGAAAAACAGUCUGCUGUCUUUACCUUCACCACCCAAUAACAAAAAAGGACACUUGUAGUUAUCAUUGAUGGUGGGAAACAUUGUACAAGUACUUCUAAAACCACUUUUGCUUUGACAAGGAUCAGAUUUGUGUUGAUUUUUAAUGCUCAGAGGCAGAAAUGUAUUUGUAUCUUCGUCCGAAAAUCUGACUUUAGAGGAUUGUAAUGAAAGUGUGUCAGCUUUUAGGGGGUUUGAAGGACUGACUGCAAACAGAGGUCAACUCUAAAUGAUAUUUUUAUGUAACUGGAGAGAGUCUUGGUUGCUCAAAUGGCUGUAAACAAGGCUUUUCUUUGAAUGUGAGCAAAUAAUUAUCUUCAUUUCCUUUGUUUUAGUUUUGCAUUUGUUCCUCAGCGAGACAUUCCAAGCACAGAGGAUCCCUUACAAAAAAACUGUAAUAAUUCGAUAGGUAAUAUUGAAAACAUACUUUACAGUGCAAAUAUUACUUAAAGACCCCAUUUCCUUCUGGUAUUAAUGUGAUCAGAAACAGGGUUUACAGAUAUUAGUGGUGUGCAGCUAAUUCACUAGUCUUUUAGCAUAUUCAUAUUAUGGAGUCGUUAAACAGUGAAGACAGUCAAAUAAAAUAUGUAGAAAGUCACAAGACAGUGAUUCAAACAACAACCGUAACAGUAUGUCGACAGAACUUUACAUCCAGUGAAUGACAUUGUCUUUUCUGUCCCUUGUGUCUUUGUUCCCUUUGUUAUAUUCUGUAGGUCAAGUUAUGAUUUUUUUGUGCGUUUUAUAUCUUUUUCAAGAUUUUCUUGCAAAUUGUCACAAACCUUUCACUGAAUUGUCUUAUUGACCACAUUUCAAAUUCCUCUUCCGUCCCACCUCAGCACUCUCUAACUGUUUAACACUUUUUACAUUUGAGUGUAUGUUUUACAGCAAACCAAUUAUUGUAACGUCAAUCGAUCAUAAACUAAACCUUCUAGCAGCGUCCAGUGAUGACUCUAAUGAGACGACCUUCUGAGCCAGAGUCUGGACGUUGGGGAAAUUUAGCUCACCUGGUCUGGUUCAUUGAUGGCGUAUAAUUAGUGGGCAAAGGAGAGGCCUGCUCAGAGGGUCGUAAGCUGUAAUCAUGAAAUUACUUAACUUCAUUUCUAUGUCAAUUAAUCUUUGAUUUCCAAUGAUACAGCCAUUUGUUGAUGUUCAGUAUUCAGAAGGUUGAAGAAAUUCUUUCUUACUCUGUAGUGUUUGGUAUCUGGAUGCAGAAGCUGACUUGUAGUAUAUAAUACAUCAAAUUGUACAGCAGUAUUUAAACCUCAGUCUGAUUAAGCUGCUGUAAAAACCAGUUCAUGUCAAGGCGUUGCCAUAUAAUUUUUUAUCUGGCAUCAGAAUUGUCACAACUACGUCUAUUUGUGAAAAGGUCUGAAGGUCUGAUAUGAUGUGAACACAGCUGGGGUAUUUUCUGAAUUAGGAACUUGUAGGGAACUUAACUAUGCAUUAAGUCUACUGCCAUUUACUCCACUUUGUAACUAGUUAGGCUAUAGAAUAAUAACAGCUAAAACUGAGACUAAGAAGUAGAGAAGAACUUUAAACUGAAGCUACAUGUGAUUAUUAAAUUAGUUUGGGGAUAGUGAAUGGGUAAAGAUAGUGGCCCUAACGUCCUAACGUACCCGUUCACGCCAGCAUUAUAACACUGAAAGUUUGGACCAAAACCAAUUAAUUUCAAAGGUAUUGUCUGGAUAAAUGGAUUAGGUAGUGCAAUUAAACUAAAUCCACACUGACCUUUUGUAUGGAGUUCAGCUUGGGUGAGCUUUGACAUGAUGAAUCACACUAUUAACCAAUAACAAACUAUGUUCAUAGAGCUGACCUUUAAGGUAACAGAGAACCCAAGAAUCCAAGGAAGAAGCUAUAACAAUAUCUGUGUAGCACCAUGUAGUUUUAUAUAACCCUGCUGUGCUGGAGUUUUGACUGCCGGUAGUACAAAAAACUCUCCAAUUAUUGCGUUAACUUAUUGUUCGAUUAGUGACCAAGAAAGUUUGUUAACUUACUGCCUGCAGUGUUGGGAGUGACACAGUAUAAAGUAACAGGGUACUGUAAUUCCUCCUCUUUUGGCUGUAACUAGUAAUGUAACUUAAUUGUAGGCUUGUUUGUCUUACUGGAAAAGUGGACAACUGCAGAAGUCAGCAAACAAAGGCAGCACAUCUAAAUGCAUCACCUGACCUUACAGUGGCCAAAGAAUGCAAGCUUUAAAAAAAAAAUUAAAUCGGGAGAAGAAUCAUAAAAAACAACAAGCCCCAGAGGUCGAAAGAUAGUCUAUUAAACUAAAUUUAAAUCCCCAGAAAAUAAGUAGCAUUCCCAGUGAUUCAGUAUUAAUGCUGCUAUCAAUGAUAAUCUGUAUUUUCUUGUGCAUGACUAGUAGAGACGUGUCAUUGAGAUGUGUCACGUACCUUACCGGUUCAGUAGGGAGGGAUGGCCCAGUGGUGACACCAGAUUUCUUUCUCGCUGUGUAUCCGUGGACGAGGAACUGAAACUCUGAGGCUGUGCUGAGGUCCAAAAUACGAGUUCUUCUCUGUAUGUUUAUAAUUCUUAUUUUCUGUCACAGGAGUUUUUCUGUAUCGUCUUCUACGUCUAGAAGUCGUAGGUCAGCCCCCCUACCCCCACCCCUCCGCUGAGCAACGUGUUUAUACUUGUUGUCGACCAUCGCAGUCGUGACUUCUCUAAAUGUGACUAGAAUGUGUUUGACAUGUUAAUAUUCUGCAUGUAGACUUUGAGAGGCUAUUUUUGGUCUCUGACAAAAUAAAAAAGGAACUGUUUUUUUAAUGUA
This is a messenger RNA of Morone saxatilis (striped sea-bass), 5343 nucleotides long. Its product is annotated as tomoregulin-1-like. The record is from RefSeq and is a predicted model, not a curated record. Gene Ontology annotation, molecular function: protein binding. NCBI's taxonomy places the organism in Eukaryota, Metazoa, Chordata, Actinopteri, Moronidae.